AUGCAGCUGGCGACCCGUUGGAUCGCUUUGGCGAUCACGACGUCAGGUAGUCUCAAACGAAUGUACAAAAAGAGAUUGCAAUGCGUGUGCUUGCAGGAAAUAGUUACACCAUCUCUUGUAGAGAUCUUGCUCUGUGAGUACAACUCGCACCAUGGAGUUGUAGAGCGACAGGACUUGACGAGAGCUGUAAGCGGUUUCAUAAUAGGGACGCUCGGCUGCACACCCUUAUGGCUCGUAGUUGUCGUCCGCGGUACGGGAUCAUCUACCGUACCUUUCUCAUUAGGAAGUGGGCGCGUAGAUGGGAUGGUCUUUAAUGUAUAUUAA
This is a messenger RNA of Plasmopara halstedii, 324 nucleotides long. RefSeq lists its product as uncharacterized. The coding region runs from base 1 to 324 and encodes 107 amino acids. Lineage: Eukaryota; Oomycota; Peronosporomycetes; Peronosporales; Peronosporaceae. The record is from RefSeq and is a predicted model, not a curated record. The transcript has 3 exons.